Messenger RNA from Brassica napus (rape), 4818 nucleotides. RefSeq names its product ethylene-responsive transcription factor ERF098. Gene Ontology annotation, biological process: ethylene-activated signaling pathway; regulation of DNA-templated transcription. Lineage: Eukaryota; Viridiplantae; Streptophyta; Magnoliopsida; Brassicales; Brassicaceae. Bases 2347 to 2763 code for a protein of 138 amino acids. The transcript has a single exon. Gene Ontology annotation, molecular function: DNA binding; DNA-binding transcription factor activity. The record is from RefSeq and is a predicted model, not a curated record.
UAUUUAACAUUGUGUAGCAAAUAAUCAAAAAAAAUUGAUAAAAUGUAAAUAUAAUUCCAAAUCAAAAGUUGGUUUCAUUUGCUACUCUAGCCGAAUGCUAUGGCCAAAAACAAAAACAAAAAGAAGCCAAGUUUUGAUACAACCAGAGAGGUUAGCUAUUAGCAAACCAAAUUAACAAAAGAUGAUGGCAUCCUUUGUGUAGCAAAUAAUCAAAUUUGACAGAAGCCAGUAAUCAAAUUGACGACAUGUGCAUCAAAUUAAGAACUUAUUUAAGCCCAAAUUUCAAAAUAGAACAAAUAUCACUUCCUCAUUAAUAACAAUAAUUGCCAAGAUCUAAUUUGAUCAACAAGUACGGUUUACUAGACUGUUUUCUGAGUGCUACCGACGUUGUGAUUGAAUCGUAGGUGUUACAUUUUUAGAUUCAGCUCAAAUAGCAUCAAAGUAAUGAUUUAUGUUCAUAGACUCACAACAAAUAGCAUCAAAGGUUGGUGUCAACCUACAUAUAGUAUAAAUUAAUAAAAAUCGGGACUUUCUGAUUAUUAAAACAAGAACGACAUUAGAGUAAAUUUCCAAUUAUGUUGUAAAUUACACGAAAUCAAGAAUCACGGUCAACAGUUGACACUGAUUAAAUAUGACUUUGUUGUAUAUGUUGUACUAUAAUAGGUAAAAAACGAUGAUAGGUUCGGAAUCAGAACUCAUGUAACAUCAACUAUAAAGUUCGAACAAAAUAUAAUAUUCCAAUUUUAGCAAAUCAGAAUCUCAUCCUUAAUUAAAAGGAUUAAAGAAAAGAAAAAAUGUCAUAUAUUAGGUGAAACAGUAAGAGAUGUACAAACAUAAUCAGACAUAAACACUGAUUUCACUGUUACAGCUUUUUUUGUUUUUUGAUAAAAUGUUAAGAUUUAUACCAUAUUUGAUUUUUGAAUGUUGAUUACAACUUAUUUGAGCAGAAGAAAGAAACUAAAACAACAAAUAAACCAAACUCAGUAAAACAACUCAAGGAGGCCGGAUGCUAAAAAGUAGAACUCAAGCAUGGAGGGGUAACUGUCCAGUGAUGGAAAGGAGAGGAGACAAUCCCGGGUAGAGCGGUAUAGAGUACGUUGAACACCUACCGUUGAAGUGUUUGUGUUGGUGAAGACUCGAGCAUUUCUUUCUCGUCAAAUUAAGUAUAUGGCAGACUGGAAUAUGAGCUUGGUGACAACACUGCGUUUCGAGCUCUAAAGAAGAUAGAAUUAUGCAAAUUUAUAGAGAAAAAACUUUACAAGAAAUCUGCAGCUUAACGCAAGAAGUACCAUCAAGCGUGGAUCUAUAGGACGAUUCAAGUGAUGAAGUCAGAUGUGAAUCCUCGUAAAGUAAGUAGAAUUGUCGGCUAUAGAAUUAUCUGUAAUAUUUCUCGUGGUUUAUAAUAACAAUGUUUAUUUUGGAUAGUCUUAUAUUAAUAUUUAAAAAAAAAGUAUUGCAUUUCAUUGGAUGCGUAGGACUUACGAGAUUGGGUUAUAUGGUAACAUACUGUGUUUAAAUUAUGCUUUGUGUAUUAUGGACUCAGAGAAUCUCGAUAUAUGCGAACCUAUUAACUAUUGCGAAGAUUUUUAUAAUCCUGAAGUAUGGAAUAUAGACUAAGGAUAAUAAACCAUUUCCAAUAAGACUCUAUUUUUUUUUAUAUAAUUUACAUUAAAAUAGGAUAAUUCUAUUAUAAUGUAACUUUUGUUUCAAUAGGAUUAUUCUAUAAUAUAAUUAGAGGAAUAUUAUUUUUUCACUCCAAAUAUAGAGUAAAAUAUGAUAUUUUUUUAUAUUUCACUUUAUAAUGGCGUAACUAUAUUAUAGAGUCACACCAUUGGAACAAAAAUUACACUAUAAUUACUCUAUUUAAGUGUAAACCACAGAGAAAAAAAAUAGAAUUUCAUUGGACAUGCCCUAGACAUGCCAUGCCCUCGACAUGCCCUAGACAUGCCAUGCCCUCGACAUGACGACCAUGGUUUCUACAUGAGUAUAUUUGAAACAGUUACGCCACUCUAGAGUCAAAUACUAAUUAAAAAUAGUCCAAUGUGUCGGAACAACCAAAUAUGAAUUCUUACAGCAGAUGGAACCUUCCUGGAAAACAACACUUUAUUAUUAAUCCAUAAAAUAUAAGAAAAAAAAAAUAUAAAGGAUAUACAGUAAAGAACAGUCAACCCCCGAAAUCGUCAAGUCACAUGAAAACGAACGUCGAUUCUGACUCGGUGAAAAUCCAGCCUUAUAUAUAAAUAUAAGCACCACAAUAUGCACCAUCCACAAAUCUCUUACUAAAUAACAUUAACUCUUCAGAGCAAACCAAUCUUGAACUAUUAGAGACUAACUAGGACAAGUUCAAUGGAGGGAACAAACAGAAGGAGCAACAACCAAAUACAAGAUGAUAAGCAAGCUCGUUUCCGAGGCGUGCGGAGGAGGCCAUGGGGAAAAUUUGCUGCAGAGAUUCGAGACCCCUCAAGGAACGGUGCCCGUCUUUGGCUCGGGACAUUUGAGACCGCUGAGGAUGCGGCAAGGGCGUAUGACCGAGCCGCCUACAACCUCAGAGGCCAUCUCGCCAUACUUAACUUCCCUAAUGAGUAUUAUUCGCGUAUGGACGACUAUUCGCUUCGCCCUCCUUAUUCUUCUUCUUCAUCAUCUUCGGGUUCAACUUCUACGGGUGUGAGUCGAAAAAAUCAACGGGAAGUUUUUGAGUUUGAGUAUUUGGACGAUAAGGUUCUUGAAGAACUUCUCGAUACAGAAGAAAGAAAUAAACGGUAGUCUUGUUUUAUAUAUGUGGCGUUCUGGUGGCUAGCUAGCUACGUGCAUUACGUGCAUGUAGUUUGUAUAUUUAGUACUCAUUUUGGAAUUUUGUUAGCAUACCACGGCCAUAAAUUGUAAGAUACGGUGUACUUUGCGUAUCAAUGAAAUAUGAUUGUGAGAUGAUGCGUAUUCAACAUAUUUGGCAAAAAAAAGAUUGUCAGAUGAUUUACGUACGUACCAGUUUCCAUUAGGUCUUCGGAUAUUUCUUUGACGAGAUUUUCAUGAAGUUAUUAUAUGAUAUCAAUAGUAUGCCGGCCUAAUCGUGUCACUUUAUUGAUUUCACAGACAAUUACUACCUCUCUGAGAAACAUACUUUUUUUUUUGCCAAAAUGUGAAUUCAUAUAAAUAUGAGAAUUGAGAGUGUUUGUAAUUUUUACAAAAGGGUAAAAGCUUAGCAGGAUCAGCCUUGGCAAAAAAAUUAAAACAAGGUGAGCCUACACAUGAUUUGGUUAAACUUGCAACCAAUUACUCAAAUCUCAGCCAAGACUGCAUUAAACCGUUGAAACGUUUGUCUGUCCUAUGGCCGAAGAUAACAUCUCUGAUGAAGCGAUUGUCGCUGAAGUAGAGGAUGUACUGGCGUGGAGUCUGUUGUUCCGCUCCCUCCAGAUGCUAUAGAUAACGGCCUGCGAAGCAAGGCGUUUGAGGGUCCGAGAGGACGACGUGUCCCUGACGCUCAUCCAAUCCGAGAAGGCUGUCCAGGUGUGGAAGUGCAGACCGUUGUGCAGUCAGUAGACGUUCCCAGAUUUGCUCACUUACUUCACAUCGCAAGAAGAGGUGGUCCCUGAUUUCGAUGAAAGAAUUACAAAGACAGCAUGUUGAGAAGAGCUAAAAGAAAUUAUAGACAAAAGGAAAGCUGAUCUUUUAUCUUAAUUAUAACCCUUAAUAUUCUAAAUGUUCACUUUUGAAUAUCAUAAAUUGAAUCUAUGAACUUACACAAUUUAGAGUUAAAAGGGUGAAAAUAGAGCAUUUAAAUUUAUCAAAUUUUAGGCGAAACAUUUUGUGAAAAGCAAUUGAUCUCUAUUUAUUUUAAACUUACUCUAGUUCCGGGGAAAACAACGGUGCGUGAGAUUUGUUAAAACAUUUUUUUUUAAGUUUCAUCAAUAAUUUUUUUUACAUUCUGAAAAAAUCCAAGUGAGCAUGAUUUUCUAGGGCUCAGAAAUCAAUCACAAAACAAGAUUAUUCCCGGCGUCGAACUCCCUUCCGCCACACCGGCCAAAGGGAUCAUGAACGAGUAGACCAAAAACCAUCUUUUCGAAACUGCCACCGUUUGGACAGAGAAGCACUUCAUCAGAAAGAACUAUGCAUGGGUAUGGGAGUGAUCGGAGAGAAGAAAGGAGAUCCCAAGAACAUUGAUUAAAACGAACCAUAACAUUGUCAUCUUUUCUAUAACGUACUAUAAGAAAUUAUUUCGUUUAAAUGUGCUUGAAUUGGUUCAACGUAAGCACGGCUGUUUACCCAAAAAAAACGUAAGCAUAGCCAACCAAUUAAUAAAGUUUUUAAGUUUUUCAGAAUAGCGAUAAUUAAUGAGAUAGUAUAACAUAGCAUCGUCCAUGUGCAUGAGAAUCUUGUUGACAUACAAAAUAAGCUCAUCUUCCCUGUGGCUUUCCAAUUCAAACGUCACUAAGGAAGAAAUUCGACUGAAAAAAGUUAAAUAUUCAAAGUUGCAACUUGAUAUGAAAAUUUGUUUUUUUUUUUAAAUGAUAAGUAAAUUUAAUUUAUGAUUUGAAGCCGUAUUAGAUCAGCAUUCUCAUACUAUUUUGAAAAAUUUAGAACAUCCAUUUUCGAAAUAGUAAAAUGAUAUAAGUUCCACUGUCAUGAUAGACAAAAUAGAAAAGCUCAUCGUAAUAAUUGUUGUGAACAAGCCUGAAAUCAUGAAUGGCUCUAUAGUACUCUUGUUCUGCAAGUGAAAACCAGUGUAGCUAAUCCAGUUAGACCGAUGAUAUCGUGGAAUAAAAUUCAUGCAGGCAAUGUCACUUGUCAACCAUCCAUAAUAUAACUGAUUCUAAAACCAAC